Messenger RNA from Rhopalosiphum maidis (corn leaf aphid), 2493 nucleotides. Its product is annotated as glycine-rich cell wall structural protein 1.8-like. Bases 119 to 2359 code for a protein of 746 amino acids. NCBI's taxonomy places the organism in Eukaryota, Metazoa, Arthropoda, Insecta, Hemiptera, Aphididae. The transcript is spliced from 3 exons. The record is from RefSeq and is a predicted model, not a curated record.
AAAUUAAAAGUUCAUAUAGUUCUAUGUAUAAAUAUAUAGUUAUAUGGUCAUAUAGCUCGUAUAACAUUACAUACAGAUACAAUAGCUAGUUAUCAAUUAGUGAAGUAGAACGCUGAGAAUGUUUCUCGUACUUAUUUAUUGUAUUUCAUUAUCCAUCCUACAGAUCACUGGAGUUUCAGUUACAUGGAAUUCUCCUGCAAGUAGAAUAUAUUCAUCUAUAAACAGUAAAUCGGUACCAAUAUACAAUGGACAUUUAGAGCAACAGUCUUCAACAAUACAACCUUUUAGUAUAUCAGGAGGCACAUUAACAAGUCUUAAUGCAAAUCAAAUAGAUAAUGUAGAAAUGUCAUCUAACAGAGAUUUGGGGCUAAAUACAAAUAAGAUUCUUGUAAGCCAAGACGGUCAACUUAGAGAUAAUAAUGGUGAUGGUGUGUCAGAAAAUACAAUUACUAAUACUGGACCCUCUGGAAUAAAUGGCGGAUCUACAAAAUCUUCAACGAAUAUUCAAAAUUUUGAUAUUCCAGUUCAGGUUAAGGGACCUGAGUUAUCAAGUAUUUAUCAUGGAAUAAAUAAAAAUAGCGAAACGAACCGUAUAAAUGACGUUAGUAAAUUGUAUGAGUCCAGUGAUAUAGAUAGAGGUUUUCAAUUGGGAAGGUUAGGCGUAUUAAGUGGAUCAAAUAUUGAAGAUGGAACAAACAUAUCAGGUGGAGAAUAUAGAAAAUCCAGCGGAGUAAUUGAAAAAAUAAAAACAGCAGAAGAAAUGAAAGAUACAGAUACUGCUGUUCAAUUGAAUGAUCUAAAUUUAUUGAAGAGUUCAGGUGAAUUAAAUGAAAAAAAUAGAGUUCAUAAAGUUAAAAGAGGUAAAGGUGUUAAUGAAAAUAGAGAAGAAGGAAAAGAUAGAGAGUUAAGUGGAUUAAAUGGAUCUAUAAGAUUCGAUAGAAAAAAUGAAGAUAGAAUAAGUAAAUCUGGUGAAAAAGAAGAAGAAGAGGGUAGAGGGUUUAAUGGGUCGGUUGGAUCAAUGCAAUUUGGUAAACAAAAUGAGGAUAGAGCGGGUGGAUCUGGUGGAGAAGAAGAAGGAGAAGAAGAAGAAGAAGAAGGUAGAGGUUUUAGUGGAUCAAAAGGAUCUAUAAGAUUCGGUGGAAAUAACGGUGGUAGAUUUGAAGAAACGGGAAGGAAAGAAGGGGGUAUAGGUUUUAGUGGAUCAAAAGGAUCUAUUAAAUUCGAUGGAAAUAACGAUGGUAGAUUUGGCGGAAUGGGUGGGGAAGAAGGAGGUAUAGGUUUUAGUGGAUCAAAAGGAUCUAUUAAAUUCGAUGGAAAUAACGAUGGUAGAUUUGGCGGAAUGGGUGGGGAAGAAGGAGGUAUAGGUUUUAGUGGAUCAAAAGGAUCUAUUAGAUUCGGUGGAAAUAACGAUGAUAGAUUUGGCGGAAUGGGUGGGGAAGAAGAAGGUACAGGUUUUAGUGGAUCAAAAGGGUCUAUUAGAUACGGUGGAAAAAACGAUGGUAGAUUUGGUGGAAUGGGUGGGGGAGAAGGAGGUAUAGGUUUUAGUGGAUCAAAAGGAUCUAUGAGAUUCGGUGGAAAUAACGGUGGUAGAUUUGAAGGAUCGGGAAGGAAAGAAGGGGGUAUAGGUUUUAGUGGAUCAAAAGGAUCUAUUAGAUUCGGUGGAAAUAACGGUGGUAGAUUUGGCGGAAUGGGUGGGGAAGAAGGAGGUAUAGGUUUUAGUGGAUCAAAAGGAUCUAUUAGAUACGGUGGAAAAAACGAUGGUAGAUUUGGUGGAAUGGGUGGGGGAGAAGGAGGUAUAGGUUUUAGUGGAUCAAAAGGAUCUAUGAGAUUCGGUGGAAAUAACGGUGGUAGAUUUGGUGGAAUGGGUGGGGGAGAAGGAGGUAUAGGUUUUAGUGGAUCAAAAGGAUCUAUGAGAUUCGGUGGAAAUAACGGUGGUAGGUUUGAAGGAUCGGGAAGAAAAGAAGGGGGUAUAGGUUUUAAUGGAUCAAAAGGAUCUAUAAGAUUCGGUGGUACAAAUAAAGGUAAAACUAAUCGAUCAGGUGGAGGAAACAUAAAAAUUGGCGGAGGGCGUAUAGCUCGUAGAUUGUCAAAACUUAGAGACAUUGGUAAAGUAAAUCGAGGUGGCGAAAAGGGAAAUUUUGGAGGGUCAGUUGGAGGUAUACAAUUUAGUAAUGAAAAUGGAGAUAAAGAGUCGAAUACUGUUAAUAUAAAAAUGACUGGUGGAAAUUAUGGAAGUGGAAGAUUUGGUGGUAAUAUUAAAAGUAACUCAUUUGAAGGAGAUAGUGGUAUGAUUGAAGUAGGUGGUAGUAGAUCAUUUGGUGAAAGAAAUAUGUUCAGUAAAACUGGUGGAAAUUAUUGAGGUAGAACUUAAAAUUAUCAGUAAUAAUAACAAAUUGAGAUUAAAUGUUUUUUUUUUGUAAAAUUAUAUUUUAUUUAUUCAGAAAACAUUUUUGUUUUUAAUAUUUUACAUUUGUUAAUUCUAUAAAUUGUCUC